Molecule: messenger RNA, 4921 nt
Organism: Leptonychotes weddellii (Weddell seal)
Lineage: Eukaryota; Metazoa; Chordata; Mammalia; Carnivora; Phocidae
Source: RefSeq, a predicted model, not a curated record
GCGGGGCGGGGCGCGGCUGGUGCGCCUGAGGAGCGAUGGCGGCGGCCUGAACUCACCUAGCGGGGCUGCGGCGAUCGGGCCUGGUCAGGAUCGGGGUUCUUGAACUUUCCUUGUUCUUUAGGAUCUAGUUCAUUCUCUCCUCCUCUUUUUGACAUCUUUGUCAUCAUCACCCAAGAGGGGUGGAGAAAGAGCCAUGUGUGACGUGGAGAUUCACUGCUGUAAAGGGGAGUCACUGUGAUUGAGGUUCACGUUGUGUAAAGGCUGUGCUGGAGUCAGGUGUUGCAGGUGUAUCCCUGCUCUCAGCUCCCUCCCUCUCUUGCCUCUCCCAGGGCAAAGGUUCAUAAGGAAGGCUGAGCCACUUCCUGCCCUGUGCCUACUAUUCUGAGGUUGGUGGAUACCCUUGCUGAAAGUGCCUGUAAGGCUGUAUUUUGUGCUGUAAGGUCUUUGAGAGUUGGAGAUGGGGGGAUGAAGAAAGGUCCUGGAGGCUAUCCUGCUUGGGUCUGUGAGCAGUGCCCUUUGUUGGUCAAGCAGUGAAGCAGAAGUGGGCACCCCAGUUAUAUUGCAAGAUUUGCAGGUCUGGCCUGGGCAGUGACCUCUGGGCUCACUUCUCCAGCCUGGUGUAUUCUUUGGCUCCAUGGCCAGCUACUGGCUCCUGCAGACCGGAUGAAGCAGACUAGAGACACAAGUGGAGAAAGCCUCCAGCUGGCAGACUCUCAGAGUGUGGCCCUCUGGCCGCUGGCCCUGCCCAGCCUGCCUCAUGGAGAGGAUGAACUGGCUGAGCAGACUGGCCUCCCGGGGCCCUGGACACCGUGUCCCUCAGGGGGCCAGUCUGCAGACCCCUGUCAUGGCUGACCCUGAGACCUGCCUCAUGGUCUUCAAGAAUCACUGGUCCCAGGCGGUGCGAAUCCUGGAGCGGCAAGGUCCUCGGGCAGCUCCUGGGGGUGCAGAUGAUCUCAGUGCUGUGCGCAACCACACUUACCAGAUGUUGACACUGCUGGUAGAAGAUCGUGCUGUCCCCUCAGCCCCCACGGCCCCUGGGCCCUUGCUGGAGUUUGCUCUGCGUGAGGACCUGCUAACCCGUGUGUUGGUGUGGCAGCUUCAGUGGGAUGAGCUUGGGGAUGGGGUUGAAGAACGGCGAGCUGAGCAACUGAAGCUGUUUGAGAUGCUAGUGAGCGAAGCUCGCCAGCCGCUGUUGCGACAUGGACCGGUUCGUGAGGCUCUGCUGACCUUGCUGGAUGCGUGUGGCCGCCCUGUGCCCAGUAGCCCAGCACUAGAUGAAGGCCUGGUGCUACUUCUCAGCCAGCUGUGUGUGUGUCUGGCCCGGGAGCCUUCAUUGCUCGAGUUCUUCCUACAGCCACCUCCUGAGCCUGGAGCUGCCCCCCGUCUUCUCCUCUUUUCUCGCCUUGUUCCCUUCGUCCAUCGAGAGGGCACACUGGGCCAGCAGGCUCGUGACGCCCUACUCCUGCUCAUGGCUCUGUCAGCUGGGAGUCCCACUGUGGGCCGCUACAUUGCAGAUCACUCUUACUUCUGCCCGGUGCUGGCCACAGGGCUGAGUGCCCUGUACUCCUCACUGCCCCGAAAGAUUGAGGUUCCAGGGGAUGAUUGGCACUGCCUGCGACGGGAGGACUGGCUGGGCGUGCCAGCCCUUGCGCUGUUCAUGAGUUCCCUAGAAUUCUGCAAUGCAGUCAUUCAGGUGGCUCACCCUUUGGUGCAGAAGCAGCUAGUUGAUUAUAUCCAUAAUGGGUUUCUGGUGCCUGUCAUGGGCCCUGCCCUGCACAAGACCUCUGUGGAGGAGAUGAUCGCCAGUACCGCCUAUCUGGAACUUUUCCUGCGGAGUAUCUCAGAGCCUGCUUUGCUCCGUACCUUCCUGCGAUUCCUGCUGUUACACCGGCAUGACACCCACACCAUCCUUGACACCCUCGUUGCCCGUAUUGGCAGCAACUCCCGGGUAUGGCCCCUACCUCUGUCCUGGCUUACCUGGGUGAGCCAUCUUCUCUCUCUGACCUUUGUUCUGGGAGGGUGCGCCUGCCCUUCUUUGGCCUUUGUCUCCAGCAGUCACUUCAAAGUUAGGUGGCAUUUCCUUUCCAGUAUUAAACUUUUGACCAUUUUGGGUACAGAUUUUAGUCUACUCCCUUGCUUUUGUAAUAUAUGAAUCUAGAGCACAGUUACUUUUUCUGGAUAGCUGGCCGCUCAUCAUGACUAGAGGUUUUGCCAUUGUGCUAUACUUGUAGCCUUGGCCUGAGGUUCUCUUUAGCUGUGUAUUGUUCUGUGGCCUGCUGUGGGUGACUCGGGAUCACUUCUCCAGGUUUUGUGUCUGCUUUGAUAGGUGGUCCUGCUGCUACUGGUAUGCUUAGCUUUUCUCUGCUUUGGAUUUGCUGCAUUUGAACUAUAACUCGAGGCACCCAUCCGCCCACCUACCUACUUAAACAUUCCCUUUUCCUGAGCAUUUAUACUGAAUGUUCAUUACAUGCCUUACUGUUUUCUCAUACUAAGGAUAAAUGGUAAACAGGGUAGGCAUGGUUGCUGACUUCAUGGAGCUUCCUUUAGAGACAUACAAACCCAUUAAUAAAAUAAUUAAAAAUUGUGGUCAUUGUUAUGAAAAAACUAAACAGCGUGCUUAUAAAAUAAUAGGGUGGUCAGAAACCUCUCUGAGGAGGUGACAUUGAGCUAAGACCUAAAGGUCAUGAGGGAGUUUGCCUAUUGAAGAACAAGUGGAAGAAGAGUCUGGGCAGGGGGAGCAACAUGCAAAGGAUAUGAGAUGGGGGUGAGCUGAAUGUAUUUGAGGACAUGAAAGACCAGUAUGAAUGGAGGAGUAGUGAGCAAGGGGGAGAAGGAAAUGAAAUGAAAGUUGAGAGGCAGGUAAGAUUCAGAUCAUGCAUGGCCUUGUAGACCAUGGUGGGAAGUUUGGAUUUUAACCAGUAGAAAUAUAUAUGGCAAUAGGAGUAAGUAGUUUCCAAGUAAUUAAGACCCAAAGUCUGUCUAGGGGAAUAAAGCAUUCGUUUAGUCAUGGAUUUUAUGGCAUUUAUUUGGCUCUGAAACCAUUUUUGUUUCCUUCUUAUUACAAAUAAUUGAAGUUCCCUAGGUCCUUGUGUUUAAAAUAGAAGUUCUUGGAUUACUAAAGAUUAUGGAAAACUGUUCAAAUAAUUGAGAUACCUUGAGAUACCUGUAGUCAGCCUCAUGGUAGGUGAGGUUUCAGGAGAGCUAUGAAUGACGGAAGGGUAUAGAAUAACUAAGGGUAUCUGAAGGGUAUCUGAAUAACUAAGGGUAUGGAUGAGAUAUUCCACACUGGAUGAGACCAGUGUUUCUGAACCAGGUGCACACUUCAGAAUUUGAAAAUGGCAACAAUGACAACAUACUCUAGGCUCUGCCUUAGCUCUGUUGAAUUGUAAUACACAGGGCAUAUGAAACUUUACAAUAUUCCAAAAAGUAAUUAUGGUACAUGCCUGGAUUAAUUAAGUAUUAUUGGUAAAAACCAAUAGGGAAUAGGUGUCAAAGGUUUAAUCUUACAAAGAUACCCAAAAAGGUUUAUUUCUCACUAUGCUAAAGUUAAACCAUGGUCUUAUAUCUGUUUGGCCUGAUGGAAUGUUCUGUUCGUGUUUUGUGGCCAUUGAUUUCCUUCUUGAGGUUGAUUUUUUUUUUUCCACUAUGCCAGGCUCUAUCUGUCUUUCUUUUGUCCUAAUCUUGUCCUCACUUCUUUGAUUCUCUCACAUUGUCUUUAGUCUUUAGCAUUUGUUUCUAUUAGUCUUGCAUUUGGUCCUCUGGUCUCUCAGGGGCCUUCAUGUUCUUGGGCUAUUCCUUCUUGGUUCCUGCUUCUUGGAGGAACCAGAUUGCUUCUUAUUUCAGGAUGCCUGUGUUAAACAUGCAAUUGCUUUUCUUUCCAUUGUUUGGCCUUUUUAGGCAUGAUUCUGUUGCCCUGACUUUGAAUUUCUUUAAGCUUGUCUUUUGUGGCUUAAAGUGAAUCAUGCUAGUUUGUCUGCCUGCAUACCUGUAAUCUCCUAUUGCUGUCAUAACAAGUUACCACAAACGUAGUGGCUUAAAACAACACAAAUUUAUUAUCUUGUAAUUCUGUACAUCAUACGUAUGACACAGAUCUCAUCGGGCUAAAAUCAAAAUAUUUGGUGGGGCUGUGUUCCUUUCUGGAGGCUCUAGUAGUAGAUCCGUUUACUUGCUAGGUGGGGUUGUUGGUAGAAUUUGUUUCCUUGCAGUUGUAGGACUGAGAUUCCCAUUUUCUUGCCAGCCCCCAGCAGAGGACCAUUCCCAGAUUCUGAGGCCAAGCAAAUUCCUUGGUUCGUGGCCCCCUUCUAUCCUUAAAGCCAUCAGUGGUGGAUCAGGUUUCUCUCAUGCUUCAGAUUUCUUUUCCUUUUUCUUUCUGACCCAUCUGGAAAAGGUUCUCUGUUUUUAAGGACUCAUGUGAUUUGAUUGGGCCCAUCUGGGUAAUCCAGGCUACUCUCCCCAUCUCCGAUUCCAUAACCAUAAUCAUAUCUGCAAAGUACCUUUUGUCAUGUAAGGUAAAAUACUUACAGGUUCUGGAGAUUAGGAUCUGGACAUCUUCGCGGGGCCAUUUUUCUACCUACCACACAACCUUUCAGUGAGUGUUUAACUAGCAAGGAAUGUUUUCCUUGCUAGUUAAAAUGGUCAGUUAGGGUAAAUCUGAACGUUUGUGCUGUCCAAAGUGUGAAUUGCUAUCUCAUCUCUUUCCCACUGCAGUUGACUUUUAAUCCUCCCACAAUCGUUUAGUAACUGAUGAGCACCUAGACUGUGCAGUGGUGCCCUGGCCUAAGACUCAGUAGUUGGUCUUCAGGGAGCUCCAGGUAUACUUGCCAUGAGGGAAGUAGAGAGAAGGUGCUGUGGGGAUUUAGAGGAGUGAGGGAGUGCUUACACGGGUCUCUUCUCUUCCCCUCUCUUCACCUAGCCACAGAAG